AUGGCACUCAUCGAUGACCAGCAAUCUCCGCCAGCGUCUCAUCCACUUGCUCUCUCAGAAGAUAGCGUUAGGGAGGUGGUGGAAGAGAUACGUGUCCAUGAGCUCGCAGUCGCCUCGGUGGAUGCCGAAAUGCAGGAGCUCUACCGUCAGGCCGCUUUGCUUCGUUCGAAGAAGCAGAAGUACCUCGACUUGAUAGGAAAAUGCCGCGGUCGCAUCACUCUUGCUUUGAGAGUUCCAGACGAACUCCUUGCCCUUGUUUUCGAGCAUUGCGCUUCGGACUGGGCGAAGGCACCGCUUACUUUCUCGCAAGUGUGCCGGAAAUGGAGACAAGCCGCCACGGCGCCCAAUGUAUGGUCGCGGGUUUCGCUCACGAGUGAAAGCAAGGACUCGGUCUCGAAGACCCAACUCUGGCUGAGCCGUGCUUUGGACGCCCCCCUGCACAUCACUGUGGAUAUCGAGGGCGUGGACGAGCAGAUACUCUCCUCGUGGGACCAUCUACUAGAUCGAACUGCUCAGUGGCAAACUCUCGACUUCCAGACGCGAACAAUACCGCAAUCUAAUGCUCUACUGUCCGCCAUCUGUAAUCGGGCACUGCCGCGACUGCGAUUUGCACGCGUUCUGUGCUUAGAGCCGCCAAUCGCGGCUGAUGGCAUCUUGCCUCCCGAGGCACGAGAACUCUCGAUGCUAGAGGCAUCCCUCAGAGAUGCCCCCGCUCUUCGCCAUCUAGCGGUUCAUACCUGUCAUUUCCCUCCCGCAUAUCCGCAACAGAUCACCCGACUCGUACUGAACCUAUCUCUGCUUUUGGCACCCAAUACGCCGAGCGCCGAACUUGAACCACUCCUAACACUCGCCGCGCUACAGCACUUGACCAACCUGACGAUAUACGCGCCAGUCCCUGGCUACUUCACCCGGGCGAUUGUUGAUGAAGAGAUCCCUGUCAUCGAGUUUUCGCACCUCAAGACGUUCACGCUCGAUGCCUUCCGCACAAUCAACUCCGUGCUCACAUACAUUCGUGCGCCUUCUCUGCGUACCCUGCGACUGCGAUCUAUUGAAGACCCCCUGACGCACCCGCACGCGCCAACUGCCGCUGCGCUACUGUCUUUUCUGGCGGCGAGCGUUCCACCCCUGCAGCGAUUAGAGCUACAUGAUGUAGACCUGCCGGCGGCGGACUUUAUUCGCGUAUUUCGCGCGAUGCCUCUAUUGGAGACGCUCCGGCUUCACGAGACGGAAAUACCCGACGAAACUCUCGCUUCGUUGAACGGCCCGCGUGGCCUUUGCCCUUAUCUCAAGCAACUCGACCUGCGUUGGUGUGAGCAGCUCACAGGCGCCGCUCUUGUCGACCUAGUUCAAUCUCGCUUAGCUGAUACCGAGAGGGACGUCGAGUGUUGUGCCAUAGAGCUCGUCCGAGUCAUCAACUGUGCAAUGGUCAAGGAAAAGGAUGUGCUCAGUCUCGCGCGCAUGGCGGCAUGCAGCGUUCACCUUUCCAACGCGGAAGAUGAGUCGGAAGAGUACUGUCGCUCCAAAGGCUGUUGCAACAACGGUCGUUAUCGACAACGGAUGAUGCUUCGUCACCACAAGGAGAUUUUUGGAGAUGCCGGAGAGAAGUUGAUGAAUCUCAUAUUAGACUGA
Messenger RNA from Peniophora sp. CBMAI 1063, 1629 nucleotides. The record is from the annotation of a GenBank genome assembly. Lineage: Eukaryota; Fungi; Basidiomycota; Agaricomycetes; Russulales; Peniophoraceae.